Mesocestoides corti is the source of this 777-nucleotide messenger RNA. The record is from the annotation of a GenBank genome assembly. Lineage: Eukaryota; Metazoa; Platyhelminthes; Cestoda; Cyclophyllidea; Mesocestoididae.
AUGGUUCCUGUGACAAAUAUUUAUCAUUUAGCACCCAAGAAGAAAGAAGCCAAGGCACCUAAAUCAGAAGAUAAGAAGGACGGCAAGCCGACUUCCGCCAGACGUCGGCCCCAGGAGGUGCCAUAUUCGGACAGCGACUCUGGAAGUGAUACAUACUUUGACAGGGUCCUUAACAAUUCUGACAGCUCCUCGGAAGAGGACUUCAGUCAGGGUGACAGUGACGAUUCCGACGACAGAUAUCGUCCACCUCAAGCCAGACACCAAAAACAAAGGCCCAAACCCCCAAGGGAACUCAAACGCGAGCCAAUGAGGAGCCGAAGAGAACUGGAUUAUUCGGACGCCGAAACUGCUGAGGAAGAGUACUUCAGUGAUCCUUCUACAGCAGUGCCACCUCGACGCAGACCUGGUGAGUGUCUUCACAAAGCUAACAGAAAACCGCACAGCCGACAGGUGGUUGAGCGGAAAACGACAACACGGCCAUCAAAACAAAAUGACGAAAACGACGUGAAAAUAAGACGCAAGCCUAUGCCCAAGGACAAAUACACUGAAUCACGGUUCAUGCAGUCGGACGGCAGAGACUACUCAGAUGCUGAAUGUGAGUUCCUGCUACGCUACCCACUUUUCGCUAUUAUUCAGUGUGACCACUUUGCUCACAUCCAUUCAGCCUCGUUGACGAAUCUGACGAGGAAAUGGGGCGGCACCAACAACAUCGUCAUCAUCGUCAUCAUUUUGCUCGUGGACCUCAUGCAAAAGGUUAGCCGCGGCCUAAACCAUUAG